Messenger RNA from Nothobranchius furzeri (turquoise killifish), 2324 nucleotides. It is a transcript of the gene guf1, whose product is annotated as GTP binding elongation factor GUF1. Gene Ontology annotation, molecular function: mitochondrial ribosome binding; GTPase activity; GTP binding. The record is from RefSeq and is a predicted model, not a curated record. Gene Ontology annotation, biological process: positive regulation of translation. Lineage: Eukaryota; Metazoa; Chordata; Actinopteri; Cyprinodontiformes; Nothobranchiidae. Gene Ontology annotation, cellular component: mitochondrion.
AUUUCCCAGAAGUCUGUGCGCUGACCUGUCAACUAAAAUGUCAUCCUCCUGAGGGCUCAUGGUUAAUAAGGAUUAGUUAUAUCUAUCUCGUUUUCUCUUUUUUUAAAUAUCCGUCUGGACCAAAUACUGAAUGCCCGCUCGUGUUUUUUAUGAUUUUUGCUUUUUAAACGUCAAACUGUUACAAAAGUGCAGCGCUGCUAGCUAGCAUUUAGCUACAUGUUUACGUUGUGAGGCUAAAACGCUGAAAGACAUGACGCUUUCUCUGGCUAAACGGUUCUGUGAAAUGCCGCCACUAUUGAAACGUGUGUUGCAGUUUAAAAUGUGCAGAAGGAAAACCCAAAGCUACGCAGUGUUCCGACACCGCUGGAUGAAAGGUCUCCCUGUGUUAGCGAGCAGCUUCAGGAUGAUCAACACACAACCUGACAAGGAAGCCGUUGACCUGUCCAAGUUCCCCGUGGACAGAAUCAGGAAUUUCUGCAUCGUGGCUCAUAUUGACCACGGGAAAAGCACCUUGGCUGACAGGCUGCUGGAAAUGACAGGUGCGAUUGCAAAAACUGAGAAGAACAAGCAGGUUCUGGACAAGCUUCAGGUGGAGCGGGAGAGAGGGAUCACUGUGAAGGCCCAGACGGCGUCGCUGUUUUACCACCAUAAGGGACAGCAGUACCUCCUGAACCUCAUCGACACGCCGGGUCACGUUGACUUCAGUUAUGAGGUGUCUCGCUCACUUUCUGCAUGUCAGGGCGUCCUGCUGAUUGUUGAUGCCAAUCAGGGGAUUCAGGCUCAAACCGUUGCCAACUUUUACCUGGCAUUUGAAGCUCAGCUGGCCAUCAUACCUGUGAUAAAUAAGAUUGAUUUAAAAAACGCCGAUCCAGAUCGAGUGGAGUCACAGAUAGAAAAAGUACUUGAUAUUCCAAAGGAAGAAUGCAUCAGGAUUUCAGCAAAACUGGGAAUGAAUGUUGAAAAGGUUCUCCAGGCGGUCGUGGAAAGGAUCCCACCACCCACAGGGAGCAUCGAUGAGCCGUUUAAGGCUUUAGUGUUUGACUCCAACUUUGACCACUACAGAGGAGUGGUGGCAAACAUCGCUGUGGUUGGAGGGCGAGUCAACAAAGGGGACAAGAUCGUGUCGGCGCAUCUCGGCAAAACCUACGAGGUCAACGAGCUGGGUCUUCUGAGACCAGAUGAGCACCCGACACAGAAACUGUUUGCCGGCCAGGUGGGAUACAUGGUAGCAGGGAUGAAGGAUGUGAAAGAGGCCCAGAUCGGAGACACACUCCACCUCCAGAAUCAGCCAGUUGAAGCCCUUCCAGGCUUCAAACCUGCAAAGGCCAUGGUGUUUGCUGGCAUGUAUCCAGUGGACCAGUCAGAAUACCCCGCCCUCCGCAGUGCCAUGGAGAGGCUGACCCUGAAUGACUCAAGUGUGACGGUGCAGAAGGACAGCAGUCUGGCCCUGGGAGCUGGCUGGAGGCUUGGAUUUCUGGGUCUUCUCCACAUGGAGGUGUUCAAUCAGAGGCUGGAGCAGGAGUACAAUGCCUCCGUCAUCAUAACUGCCCCCACCGUUCCCUACAAGGCCGUCCUCUCCUCGGCCAGACUCAUCAAAGAGCAUGGCAGUGAGGAGAUAACCAUCGUGAACCCGGCUCACUUUCCGGACAGGUCGGUGGUGGCGGAGUAUCUGGAGCCCAUGGUGCUGGGAACCAUUCUGGCUCCGGACGCGUACACGGGCAAGAUCAUGAGCCUCUGCUUGAAUCGCAGGGCGGUCCAGAAGAACAUGGUGUACAUCGAUGACCAGCGUGUCAUGAUGAAAUAUCUCUUCCCUCUAAAUGAAAUAGUCGUGGAUUUCUACGAUCUUCUCAAAUCUCUCUCAUCUGGAUACGCCAGCUUUGACUAUGAGAACGCUGGCUACCAGGCUGCUGAUCUAAUAAAGAUGGACAUUCUGCUGAAUGGGCAACCAGUGGAAGAGCUCACCACCAUCAUUCACAGGACACGUUCAUACAGUUCCGGCAAAGCCAUGUGUGAGCGACUGAAGGAGUCCAUUCCCAGACAGAUGUUUGAGAUUGCCGUACAGGCGGCCAUUGGAAGUAAGGUCAUAGCGAGAGAAACAAUAAAACCGUACAGGAAAAACGUUCUGGCUAAAUGUUACGGCGGAGACAUCACACGGAAGAUGAAGCUGCUGAAGAAACAGGCCGAAGGUAAAAAGAAGAUGAGACGCGUCGGCAACGUGGACGUCCCUAAAGACGCCUUUAUUAGCGUUCUGAAGAGGAAAGAGAAGUAGAAGGUUCAUGGUGUGUCGUUAACACAGAUCAAGAAAUAAAGUGAAUCAAACUCUC